UCAGGAACUGGCCAGGAACGGACGGACGGACGGCAGUGAAAGAAUCUCAAAACUUUUCCAACACACAGUGCCGCAGUGGGCUGUUUACUGUUUAACUUCGCCUCCGGCUUGUCCCCGAAUGUGAAAAUAACGUUCACGUUGCCAUACUGUGUGCGUCGGUGAUGAAGUGGAUGCUACUGCCUGCUUGGAAGAAGGAAACUUGCGAGAGGAAAAACUUCUGGAAUGAUGCACGAGCGACUGCAUCCCUCCCUCCAAAGUUCAGCUAAGAGGGCCUGCAUCUUGGAUGAAGUGGAGUGUUCUAUAAUGAAGGUGACGGUGACAUUUGGGCAGACGGGUGUGGUGGUGCCCUGCAAGGAGGGGUGGACUGUGAGGGACCUCAUCCAGCAAGCCACACAGAGAUACAGAAAACUCCUGGAACAGGAAGGAGAUUUCCUGGUUCGGACCCACCAUGUUGAGUACUGUGACGGGGGGAUUCUGGACCCCGAUGAUAUACUCAGUGAUCUGGUAGAAGACAAGGACAAGCUGAUGGCGGUGUAUGAGGAGCAGGAAGCCCAGCAGAGGGGUGUGGCUAGCACAAGGCUAGCACCCAGCCCUGACUACCAAUCCGAGCUCUCCGUCUUCCAGCCGAUCGCAGGGGGAGAGAUUGAAGUCAAUUCCUCAGCCUUAAAGUCCAACACCCCCCUGUUGGUGAGAAGCAGCAGCGACUCAGCCCUCAGCCCCCAGCCGACAGAGACCGAACACUCCCUCAAUGAGGACGCCGCCGGGAUGACAGCCAGUCCUGCUGCAGCCACUGUGGAGAGGCCAGCAGGGAUAGACCGACCUCAAGGCAAACAAACCUUCAAUGGCAGCCUGACUAGAACAGUGGAGCUCCUUGGAGAGGACAGUCCCCUGGGAAUCCAUGUGGUUCCUUACAGCUCAUCACUCAGUGGACGGUCUCUUGGUCUGUACAUCCGUGGAGUGGAGGAAGAAAGUCGCUCAAGAAAAGAGGGCUUGUUUCAAGAGGAUGAGUGCAUCGUCAUGAUCAACAACACCGACCUCAUGGACAAGACAUUCAGCCAAGCCCAGGAUGUGUUCCGUCAGGCAAUGCGUUCCCCUGUUGUCCGCUUGGAUGUAGUUCCCUCCUCUAAUAGAGAACGCUAUGAGAAGAGUCUGAUUGGUCAGCUUUUUGGCAACAGUGCCGGUCCCGAGAGCAGCCCCCGAAUCGCCAAGACCAAAGAGCCACCUCCACCUGUCAAAGCCAAACCUGUGUUUAAGCCCUCUGAGAAUCCAACCAUUCGAUUGGCAGAAGAAGCUACCACUGUGGAAGCCGCUAUAAGUACACCCAAGGUGAGGAGUGAGAGCCCCCUCCAUAAGAAAAGUCCUGCCCUCUCUAGCUUGGUGACCAAUAAGAGUGGAGGACGAAGACUGAGGAUCGAUCUAAAGAAAGGUCCAGAAGGCCUUGGUUUUACUGUAGUAACCAGAGAUGCUUCAGUCCACGGUCCUGGUCCUAUUCUAGUCAAAAACAUUCUGGCACGUGGAGCCGCUGUCAAAGAUGGACGCCUGCAGUCUGGAGAUCGCAUACUUGAGGUCAACGGUGUGGAUAUCACAGGUGUGGGCCAAGAAGAGUUAGUAUGUAUGCUACGCAGCACGCGGCAAGGAGAGAGUGUGUGUCUUGUGGUCCUACGGCAGGAAGACAUGUGUCUGCCCCGAGAGAUGAAGGACGAGAUAUCCCGUGUGACAGGCUUUGUUCCGGAGAACGGGAAGGAGCAGCUCAUGUUUGAGGUUCCCCUUAAUGACACCGGCUCGGCAGGCCUGGGCAUCAGCCUCAAAGGAAACAAGUCCAGGGAGACGGGAGAGGACCUGGGCAUCUUCAUUAAAUCCAUUAUACAUGGAGGGGCAGCAUACAAGGAUGGGCGUCUGUGUGUCAAUGACCAGAUGGUAGCAGUAAACGGAGAGUCGCUGCUGGGACGCUCCAAUCACGUGGCCAUGGAGACGCUUCGCCGCUCUAUGUCACAGGAGGGCAAUGUAAGGGGGACAAUCCAACUAGUGGUGCUGAGGGCUCAAAAGGAUCAACAAGGGGGGUCACCCAGUCGCUCAUUUGACAGCUCCUCUGGCCUGUCAGGACUGGUGGGUCCAGUGAACGGUCAGACUAACUGCAGUCCCUCUCCCAUGGUGAACAACAUUCUUUAUGCAUCUAAUGUGACCAAUGGGAGUUAUUCUUACAUGGACGAGGAAGAGGAGGGGGAGCUGUAUGGACAUGAAACAGAGUUUCGCAGCACUAACCAACACUCCUAUCUACAAGAAAGGGAAAACUCUCACACCUCUAGCCUUGCUCAGCCCCAGUCUCCUACCCAGAACCAGGACCAGUGGCAGUUCCAGCAUGUCAAAGCCUCGAAGAGCAUGGACUUGGGUACGACUCAGAAUCAGCAGCACACUGUGGCAGAUGAAAGCAACGUUGGAUCCUUGGUUGGAAACACUGCAGCUCCAUCAACUCCUGUGGAACUCGGCCCUACCCUCGGCUUGAAGAAGUCCAGUUCCUUGGAGAGUCUCCAGACAGCCAUGUCAGAGGUUAACAGAAAAAACGAACUCCUCCCCUUCCAUCGACCUCGCCCAAAUAUGGUCAGAGGAAGAGGCUGCAACGAGAGCUUCCGAGCAGCUAUUGAUAAAUCCUAUGAUGGACCACCUGAAGAUGACGAUGAUGAUGGUUCGGAGCAGAGUUCAGGCCGGGACACCCCGGCAAGUAGUUCAUCUCGCCAGGGAGUGGAGGAUCGAACAGAGGAAAAAGGCAAAAAAGACAAGAAAAAGAAACCAAAAACAAAGAAGAAGGAAAAGAACAAGGGGAAAGUAAAAGAGAAAGGGAAAAAGAAAGCAGAGGAGCCUGAGGACACAGAGAAAAAGAGCAAGAAAAUAGGCUUUGGCCUGCUGAGAUUCGGGAAGAAAAAAGAGGAUAAGAAGGACUCAAAAACAGCUCUCCAGCAACAGAAGUCAGGCCUUCUGAGUGAUCAUGAGUUUGAGAGGAUGAAAGAUGAGAGGGAAAGGAUCGAGGCAGGGCAUCCUGAGCUGCGAGAGCAACGGCUCAGAGACCAGCAAGGUGGCAGUGGCGGGUCAGCGUAUCCGGAUGUCGAAGAUGACGACACAGACCCCAACUACGCCCGAAUACAAUCCUUCAGGAACCGUGAAAUGGGUCCAAUGCCACUGCCACCUUCUCAGUCACCUCCCUACAGUACAAUUCAGCACACCCAUCCUGGCAACCCUUCCCCCCAAGGCCGUUCUGCCUUACCAGGGCAUGAGAAUCAUGGUAACGACCCUGGAGCCAUCCCUGAUGGUGACCCCCUUGAUAGGCUGUACGCCAAAGUCAAUAAACCAAGGGGAGCUGGAACUACAUCCCCUCCUGUCUCUGCUACUGCUAAUGACAGCAGUGUGGACAGGAUCCAGCAGCUAAGAAGGGAAUACCAGCAGGCAAGGAGAGAAGGAAUGGUGCCGCCUUAUGAAGAACUGGACCCACGACGCAGAGGACAUGAAAACGAUGCACACAGGAUGCCAGGCAGAGGGACAGAUCAUCGGUUGGCACCACGUUAUGAAGAGGUGGAACGUCAGUAUGCAUCCUUACCAAGACGAGGUCCGUUGGAUCCAGCUGACUACCCCAUGCAGCACUGGUCAGGUCAUUACCCCGGACCUCCUCAGGCCCCACAGGGAUACUCUCAGUCCCCGUCCUACCCUAACCCCAACUCCCAGUCUGCCCCGUCCUACCCUAACCCCAACUCCCAGUCUGCCCCGUCCUACCCUAACCCCAACUCCCAGUCUGCCCCGUCCUACCCUAACCCCAACUCCCAGUCUGCCCCGUCCUACCCUAACCCCAAUUCCCAGUCUGCCCAAUCUUACUCCGGCUACUCACCUGGUCAGCCAUAUGCACGGCCAGGUGACCCUCGGAGCGUCGACCCUGGGUACUACCCCCACCCAAGCUCCCAACAGAGAGGCCCCUUGCGGCAGGAUGUGCCCCCAUCUCCUACCCCGCCACUUCGUGGACUACGGUACGACACAUUGACGCGUGGAACCAGGGGUGGAGGUUACAGGCACCUGGUGGAUCCCAGUCCAGACCAGUAUGGCUAUACUGGGGAGGGAGGAAGACAGCAACACCAAACCAACCCAAGACAGAAGAAUGCCAUGACUGCAGCUGUGUAAACCAAUCAGGUCCAGAGAUGAAAAUGAGCAGAAUGCUAACUGUUUUGUGUUGUGCAGCUCUUCUAUUUGCGGUACUCCAUUGAAAUAGAGUUGAAACCUCUUAAUGGUAUGAUUUGAAUCACCAUCAUUAUCAAACGCAGUCUACGCUGUUUGAAGUAUAUGGUAAUACACAGACAAGCAAGGUAAAGGAGGUUAAUUAUAGAGUGGCCCAGCGUGAUGUAUAAUGGCUGGUUGUUUGAAGUCAUUUGAAUUGCUUCUCGCAGUAUAAAAUUAGCAGGCUUUUUACUUUUCACUAUACUCUGAUUAAGUCAUCUCUUUCACGAAUCAGUCCGAGCCACGAAAAUAAUUGGAUUAAUUUAAAUAAAGACGUACAUACAGCUCUACACAUUCUCAUAUUGUACCUGGUGGUUUCACUGCUGCCGCUUCACAAACAAGACAAAACACAAGAUAUUCUACAAUGUAACAUGGGGUAACAUGUUAACCUUGUGGCUGUGUGUGGCCAUUCAUAGAAAUAAAAGACACCGUUUAGCAUCAGUAUUUCUGUGCGAUAAAGCCAAAUGUAUUCUUGAGACUGAAGCAGGUUGUGUAUACAAAGAAGUGAUCAUAAAGCUUUAAGUCUCCGCUUGAGAGUGAGUUGAGAUGUAGAAGAUGAUGGAAAAUGUCUCUGCAUUCCAAAACUGUGAAUAUCAACAACGUGAUAUAUGCUAGUACGUUAGUAACGGCUGCUGAAACAAAACAAUCACCUGUCACCUGACACUCUGACGAUAUAUGCAUCCAUGAAAGAUUAACAAUGACAAAUCUACACGGCAUUUAAAAUGUGGGCAUCAGUUACAGUAUGUUAUUAAAUGAAGAGUAUUUUGAGGCCUAUUAACUUAUUUUGCCAAACAGGGAGAAUGCCACUAUACCAGCCUAUAUUCAAGUAUAGAUGUACUUGUGACAAGUCUGAUGUAUCGCGUACAGUAUUGUUUAGUCAAUGAAUUAUGGAAACAGUUGAAUAAUUGAAGUGCUCUAUAAAGCACAAUAGAGCACUGUAUGAAUUAUAUUUACAUGUAAUAAUGUUUUUAAUAAUGCUAUGACUGCCUUUCAUUUAUAUCUGAAAAUAUUUCCCCCAAUAGGGAUGAGUUUAAACCUAUUUUUCAGUACAGGACUAGGUAUAUUCUGAAUCUGAAACCACACCUGGUUGUUGGUUUACAGCACUUAUGAAUGGCUCUGUUCCUGCUUUAAAAUGAUCCUGGGAUACAACAUGUUUAGCCACUUUUGUGGAAGUACUGAAUCUCAAAUUUACAUUUAUUGAUAUAAAUUUAACAUCAUAUCCCCAUUAUUGAACUUACAUUUGUCUUUGAAUAGUUAACCUUAUUGAAAGUGACCUCAACUUGAAUGUAUGGAAUCUUCUUUGGUUACAUUUUCACAGUCACCAGUACUCAAUCCAUAGUACAGCCUGUGUUUAUUGAAUCAUUCCAGAGUGGUUGGAGUUUUUUCUCACUUUUUGGUUUUCCAUCAGACAUCCUAUUCAGAGAUAAAUAAUCUAUUGCUUUAAACAGCAACCUGAAAACCACUUUCAUCAGAGUGGUAAUAUCAACCUAUGAGCUUUGACAUACUGGAAGAAGCUCUGAGAAGAACAAUGCGACCAUUUUAGUAAUAACGCUGCAACCUCAAUAGAGCGAGUCAAUACACACACCGACGAUUUGACGCUUCACUCUACACCGUUAAAGCUUUUUAUUUCUGCUUUUUCUUCUAAUGAGAGUAACACAAUAGUUUUCAGGGAAGGGCACAUAUGUGAUAAUGGUGCUUUAACAUGAUAGACAGUGAUGUGAAAUAAGUUGGGCAAUUGCAAGAAAUUGGCAAAAACUCCAAUAAUAGUGGAAUAGUUCUUUGUUCCAUACAGUUCAGUCAAACCACUACAAUGGGCAAUUUUGUCACCAUUUGCAGGCUUUAUGUGCCGGAGCAGAGUAAAAUGUUUAUGCCUUGGAGAUGUCCAUGUUGGGUCAACCAGACAGAAAAGCCAAGCAUUUAACUGCCCCUGUUGCAGAGCUCAUUUUCACUCUAUACUAUAUAGCAGCCUCUUUCUUUCUCUGCGUUGUCUGUGUAUGCCAUUUACUGUAGUUUGGAUGCGAUAGAUGUUCGUGGCACAUCUCUGUGACCUGGUGGUGUAGGCGUCACCGUGUGGUGAAGUGUUCACAAGUCCUGUUGAAACAUGAGUUCAGCUUCAGAGUGCUCUUCUCAGUGCUGUGCCACAGUGUACAGUAUAUCCAUUUAGCCACUUGCUACACCAUCAAUUAAGUGUAACUAAGAGUUAGAGUGCAGCUCAGCAUUUCCGUGUUUCAUUCUACAAAGCUCAGCAGUAUUAUUUUCAAUGGAGAUUAAAUGUUUAAAUUGACAUUUUAGGAUUAGGUGAAUUGCAUUUUUGUUAAUUUGAUUGAGGAUGAAAUCCCACUGAAGUGAAUGUAAGAAUGAAGAAAUUGGACUAACACCCAAAUUACGUCUGUGUUUUAUCUCAAAACCAUCUCAUUUGCUUGUUUGUUUGACAGAUGUGGAUCUUGACUGGAAAGAGGAAAGUAGGAGGGUUAGAGGGGUAAAGAUUACAGAAAAACAGAGAAAGAAGGAAAGAGAGAAAUAGAGUAGAUAGGAAGGAAUAAUGAAAUGGACGUAGAGAAGGAAGAGGGAUUAAAGAAAGAAGCAAUAGACUUAAAGUGUGCAUGGAGGGAUGUGGAAGAGAUGGUAAGAACACAUGCAGUGCAAGGCCAAAGCCUUUAUGGUUCACAAUGGUUCGAUUCAGAGAGUUUUCAAAGAACAGAGCAGAGAGAACUGAGUAAAAGUUCUUAAAUAGUUGGGAGGCAGUUGUUCUGCAGAAGGAGGAGGGUUACAGGAGUGGGCUUUAUAUUGACUGAAUGUAACUUUUGGAAUUACUUAGAAAUGUGUCUUUUUUUAUACUUUUAUCACUUUUUAGCACCAGUAUGGAAAUCAAACAUUCAAAUCAAACUGUCAAGGUAUUACUGAAAGUACAAGAAUUAGGAGAUUGGCCUGGUGGUCAAGUAUGGAGAAGUGACACCAAAAUAGUUCACAUGCCCCUUUAGAUCAUUCACUUAUUUUGCUCAGUGUUAACAUUAACCACAGUAGCAAAUAGGGUUAACUCCACAAUGCUGAAUAGAAUAAUGUGCCUAGCAUUACCUCAGAUGUUACAAAACAUGCAGUAGGUCAAUAAUAAAUGGCAGUUUGCUUGUAAUUAAUCUACGUGUAAAAUGUGAAGUGAAAGAAGGGGAAACCAUAAACACAAAACAUAAAUGUAAUAUGACAACAACAAAUUAUAUUGUUGUAUGCUUCCAGGACCUUCAGGGUCCUGGAAGACAUUAUAAAUAAUCAUCUACACUGCUGAAUUGUAGCCAAUAUACCAAAACAAAAAGUGUUCUGUACAUUACUAAAAGGUCAAUUGUAUUGCUUUGGAUAGUCAUAGCUGCCUAUAUUUUACAGCAUGUUAUGGAGCACCAGAGAAAAUUAUCUACUGGGGGACACACUCACAUGGACGAUUUUGGUAUCGUCAUUCCAAAACCAGAAUGCAGAAGGUGGAAGAUGUUGUCUUAAUUGUGUGUCUCUCAAUGCUGCAUCAGUGCCUGGUGAAGCUUUGCUGAGCUACAGUAUAUUGAGAUAAGAACACUACGUGAAGGUUUAUUAUUGUUACUCCUCUGGUGUUGGUAUGCAAUUCACAUGUACUCUUCAAAUGCAUUUUUUUUUAUAUACCGGUAUAUAUAUUUCUUUUUAAUAAUAGUUAGUGUUGUUGGUUGGUCAUACCAGAGCCACGGAGUGUUUGGCCACUGUUAACCAUGCUACUGUAAGAAAGCAGUUUUCAUCACUUAUUUAGCCAAAUUUAGUUAAUGUUGGUUUUUUUUUCUCAGUUUUGGAUAUGCAAUUGCAUCAAAAUAAUAAACUUUACAAGCAAUUUUCAACUUGCUCUUUUAAAAUUGGGAAGAAAAAUAAAUUGUGGCUGUUUGCAUAGCAUGGUUAACACGUCAAACAAUCGGCAAGUAUGGCUCUUUGGUUUUUGUCAGAACAGUAUGAGUUGCACAAGCUGAAGGUACUAACCAGAGUCUUCUAUGUAAAGAGUUGUGGUACGCCUGGUUCUCCCUGUACAGAGACCAGUAUAUGAAGGAGCCAACUAAACAACCUCUCUGUCUUAGAAGUAUAACAUUUUUAUUAAACUGCUUAUAUCCAAAAAGCCAAUCUCAUUUUAUAAUGUUGUAACAAUAACAAUGAUUACUAUUAUUGUUUUCUUACAUUUUAUAUUUAUGUAUAUAACAUCUUUUUUUCCCCAUUAAAAUAUUCUUUUUAAAACAG
Messenger RNA from Perca flavescens (yellow perch), 8490 nucleotides. It is a transcript of the gene pard3bb, whose product is annotated as par-3 family cell polarity regulator beta b. NCBI's taxonomy places the organism in Eukaryota, Metazoa, Chordata, Actinopteri, Perciformes, Percidae. Gene Ontology annotation, molecular function: protein binding; phosphatidylinositol binding. Gene Ontology annotation, cellular component: apical junction complex; apical plasma membrane; adherens junction. The record is from RefSeq and is a predicted model, not a curated record. The transcript has 27 exons. Bases 223 to 4161 code for a protein of 1312 amino acids. Gene Ontology annotation, biological process: cell adhesion; establishment or maintenance of epithelial cell apical/basal polarity; microtubule cytoskeleton organization.